UUAUUGUCCAAAAUACACUCUGAACCCAUUCUUAACUUUUUUGCAGGUGAUGCAUCACAGACGUCACACAGGUGCGGCGUGUUCUGCCUCGGCCCUUUGACCUUCCACAGUCAUGCAGUGGGACAGAUGGUCCGCCUGAGCUGUGGGGGUCGACGCGCAGAGAGGACCGGGAGCACUUUCAAAAACGGUCUGGUGUUCAGCAGCCGCCCAAUGAAGGUCCUGGAGAAGAUUCGUUUGAGGGUGGAGAAAGAUUUGAUCUCGUGGCACGGGGCUCUGCGUGUGGGCUUCACAAACGUGUCGCCCUCAGACAGAACCCUGCCACUGCCUAUGAUGGCCAUUCCCAACCUCAGCGACAGCCCCGGCCACUGGGCUGCUCCCAUACCCGAGAACUGCUGUCAGGAGGGCUCAGAAAUUGAGUUCUGGGUUUCGUGUGGCGGCAGCAUAUAUGUCACAAGCAACAACAGCAAGCCACACAAACUGCUGACAGGAGUGGACCUGAGGCUGCCACUGUGGGCCAUGAUAGACAUCUACGGACAGACAUGCUCCAUUUUACUCCUGGGCUCAGAGAAGAAGAAGCUGAUUUCCACUUCCAGAUCUUGUCCUGCACCCGAACCCCCCACCUCGCCUGAUGUUGACAGCCGUUUGAUAUCUGACGUCUUCACCCUCUGCAGAAAUGAAUACAUCACCUGUCUUGACAAGGACAUCUUAACAGAUGAAUACUGUGUGGUGUGCUUGGGAAGCGAGGCCAGGAUCACCCUGCCCUGUGGUCACCGGUGUCUGUGCAAGCUCUGCACCCCUAAGGUCCUCCAGCAGUUCGGCACCUGCCCGCUGUGUCGACAUUUGAUCAGAGCUCAAGAGAAGGGAGGAUUCGUCUCUGGGACAUCAGGACACCAGCCAGACACUGAGUGAUAAAGAGUGAACUAUGAGUGGCACUUCCUGAAUGUGUCCAUGAAAAUUGUCCUUUGAACCACCCUUUGACUCUUUAUUUCUAAAUAUGUGAAUAUUCUACUGUGAUAUUAUGUAGAUAAUAUAAGAUACUGAUCAUGUAAAAGCUUAAAAAUUAUAAUCUGUAAAUAUAAUAUACAGAGUAUGAUAAUAAUGAACAGUAUG
Molecule: messenger RNA, 1110 nt
Organism: Paralichthys olivaceus (Japanese flounder)
Lineage: Eukaryota; Metazoa; Chordata; Actinopteri; Pleuronectiformes; Paralichthyidae
Source: RefSeq, a predicted model, not a curated record